Molecule: messenger RNA, 4070 nt
Organism: Amphibalanus amphitrite
Lineage: Eukaryota; Metazoa; Arthropoda; Thecostraca; Balanomorpha; Balanidae
Product: protein sidekick-2-like
Exons: 14
Coding region: 356-3604 (1082 amino acids)
Biological process (GO): axon guidance; homophilic cell-cell adhesion; dendrite self-avoidance
Cellular component (GO): plasma membrane; axon
Molecular function (GO): cell-cell adhesion mediator activity
Source: RefSeq, a predicted model, not a curated record
AGAGCCGGCGGCGGAGUCGGGUGGGGCAGCACGUGACACGGACGGGCGCGGCCCGGGCGGGUCACGUGGGCAGGACGCGAGGAAGAGAUGAAGGGGAGAGAUAUGAGAAGUGUGAGCUAGUCGGGAAGUGAGGAACGAUGAACUAUGAAGUGCAGGUUAGAAUAAGUAAAGUGAUAUUCCGAGGACUUUGAGAGAGCAGCAGAGUGAAACUAACGAUGCUCGCUGAGGAAGAUCCCAAUUUUUGUAACUGUGCUAUCUCGUUGUCUCUCACGUUCAGCUGGUUUUGAGCGCUUUAUGGUUUAAAUGUUGGCCUGAAGAAUUCAGAGGCAUCACGCGAACAGCCAGCGACUGAAUUAUGACAUGGAUCGGUCUCCUGACCGUCAUAGGAACUCUGCUCUGGUGUAUGAGACUGUCGUCUGCCACGGAAGCUCCAGACCGGCUGCAGCGCCCUGUUCUGGUUGAACAACCUGUGAGCGGCGUGGUGGCCCGGGGUCAGCCGGUCACCCUCAACUGUCGCGCGAUCGGCCGGCCCCCGCCGCGCAUCUUCUGGCUCCAAGAUGGCGAGCCGGUGGACCCCAGCCGUCCGGACCGGCUCACACUGCCCCCGGGCAGUCUGUUCUUCCUCUCGGCUAAAGAGAGGGAUGCAGGGGUGUAUCAAUGCCGGGCCGAGAACGACGCUGGAUCGGCCGAGAGCCAAAACGCAACGCUUGUCGUCGCUAUGCUGAGAGACACCUUCCGAGAGGAGCCGGUCGACACUCGAGUGGAGCAGGGUGGCACGGCGCUGCUCAAAUGUGACCCGCCCAGAGGUCAUCCGGAGGUCAAGGUCACCUGGAUCAAGGAUGACCUGCCGCUACUGACUGGAGAGAGAGUGCAGCAGAGGGGUUCCACUUUGUACAUCCUCAGCAGCCGACCUUCUGACUCGGGACGCUACGUCUGCCUCGCCGAGAACGUCCUGGGAGCACGCCGCUCGAGAGAGGCCGUGCUCACCGUUCUCGUGCAGCCGUUCUUCGUGCGUCGUCCCGAGUCGUCGCGGGGCCUGGCCGGCGGCUCGCUGGUACUGGUCUGUGACGUAUCCGGCGUGCCCCGGCCUCGUGUCCACUGGCGACGGCUCGACGGGGCCCUGCCCGUCGGUCGACUCCACUACACGGAGGAGAACAGUAUGCGGAUUGACCACCUGCGAGGUUCGGACGCCGGUCUCUACAUCUGUGAGGCGGAGAACGGCGUGGGUCGGGUCACUGCCAACGUCACGGUCACCAUACAGGAGGCUCCAACCAUCGACAUGCCGUCUGAGGCAGUUGCCACUGUCGGAGGACAUAUGGCGGUACAGUGUCACGUGCGAGGUCAGCCGACUCCUCGUGCCAUCUGGUGGAGAGAGACAGAGUUCGAACCUCUUCUGGCCGACCAGGAGCGGGGUCGCCUGUCGACUUCUGUGCAGCACGAGCUAUAUAUCGCGCCGGUGACCGCCGAUGACCUCGGCUGGUGGGUGUGCGGCGCCACAAACGCAGCUGGUUCGGUCACCGGCCGGGUCCUUCUGGCCGACUCAGAGCGACCGCCGCGCAGACGGGGAGCGCCCACGCCAGAGGUGACGUCACGCUCCGACCUUGACCGUGACCUGGUCCACCUGGCAGAGCUGCAGGUUGUCAGACCCGACUCCGUGCGCAUCACCUGGAAGGUCUCCAACACCAGUCCGGUGGACGGUUUCUACAUCUGCCUGAUAUCUGGCUCGGCGGCCGGACGCGGCGGGGACGGGAUCGGGGCGCCGGGCCGAGUGGUUCGCGGCGCUCCGGUGCUGCCCGGCCGGCCGGGACCCGUCCUGCAGCGUGUUCCGGUGCUGAACGGGGGAGCAGAUAGCUACGUGCUGACUCGCCUGAGCGCCGGCCAGGCCUAUGAGGUGUUCCUCGUGCCUUUUCGGCAGGGCCUCGAGGGUCGUCUGAGCAACCUACAGCACGUGCAGAUGCCAGAGACCGCGCCCUCGGCAGCUCCGAACGACCUCCAACUAUCAACUGACGGUGACAGCACCCUGAUCACCUGGUCGGGGCUGGCAGACAGCGACACCAACGGAGUGGUGCGCGGCUACAGCGUGCUGGUGCUCUCAGCGGACCCUACCUCGGGCCGGCCGCAGCAGAGGUUGUUCAACACCAGCGCACCGUUUGCGCGGCUGGCCGGCCGGCCUGACCUGCGGGUGCGCGUGGCCGCGUUCACCGCCGCGGGCGUCGGCCCGUACUCGGCCUGGGUCGGCCCGGUGCAGGGGUGGCCGACCAGCGCGCCGCCGCCGGCCACUGCCGCCGUGCCGUUCGGCGGGCCGCCCGGCGGCGGGUCGGCGCCCCCUGCAGCGCUGGUGGCUGCCCUCGGCGCCCUGUGCCUGGCGGCCCUGGGGGCAGCGCUGCUUACCCUGCACUGUCGCCGGCUCAGAGCGAAACAGCAACGCCUUGACAUGGCCGCCACCAUGUACGCUGACGUCAAGCUACCGGUGAUCGCUCGAGAGCCACGGCCCGACGUCCUGACACGGAACACCCUAUGGUUGAGGGACGACCUGUUCCUGACGAGUCUCGGCAACGCGCAGAGGUCAGCUCAGUCCCGUGAAAGGCGCGAUGAGCUACACAGCAAGCCACAUGAUCAGCUGGGCGAUGUGAGCCUAGAGGGACUCGCAGAAGGCGGACCAGAGGCGGCGCAGACCAAGUUGGGACAAGAGUGUCAUAUCUAUGUGAACGAGCUGCCCUCCUCGUCCGGUCCAAGUUCUAAAGAAGUUCGGCGAGUUAGGCGGGCUCCUUCGCGGGGCAGGGAGUCGGUGGAGUUGAUGACCUCGGGUCAGGUCAUGACCUCGGGCCUGGAGUCCGAGACGGAGUCAGAACUGGAGCGACUGACGAGAAGAGUGCGGAGUCUUCGACCACGGGCCGGUCGGUCACUCUCGUCGGACGGUACCAGCGGCCCUUCGAUGUCAUCCCGCGCCAGCCGUCCCUCGCUGCGACUGCGACACGAUCGCCGCGGUCGCGUGCCACACUCGCCGCAGCUGAGCGGCGGCACGUAUCAGGAGUGCUGCUGUUACGAGUGUGACUAUCGACCCCCGCCGCUACCCCCGGACUCGAGUUAUGACAGCUCCAGCAGCGAUUUCACCAUCCUGCCUGACCUGAUGACUCGCAGCGCGCCGGUACGAAGCGCCCAGUUCCAGCCACCGCACCCACUGGCGCCACCUGCUGCCGACCGCGUCGCUCACUCGUUCCCGGCCGGCGCAAAAGAUGGCGCCACGCUCGCGACGCUCGGCGUUUGCCUGUCGCGUCGCGCCUCGAGUGAUGAUGCCGGCAGCGCGAGCGACAGCGGCUCGUCACUGUACGCCGAGACAGAGCUGAACGACGCACCGCGACACAACGCCGAGAGUGACGUCAGCAGUGACGUGACGUCAUCACAGCAUAAACUUUCAAUCAGCAAGCCGCCGAUAUCAAGCAACUCUGAUGCCAAGAACAACCCGUCCGAGACGACACAAACCUUCAUCUGUGCUCCGGACGACACAGAAAACUGCAAGUUAUCAAGGUCGCCAAUAGAUGUCGGCUCCGGCGAAUCGCUCCAUUCCCCCGACAACGGGUGUACGGAUCAGCACAGCCCGUAGAUGUAUACAUGUUGAUGUUGUAAAUGUAUGCAAACUCAUUGACGGCCAAUGCUGUAAUGCUUGUGCUAGCGAGCUUCGUCGAACGUCAAACGUUUCUGACAAUCUGAGAUCAGCUGACCGUUUGGCGGUAAUGAGUGAACUGAAAACUGAACAUUAUCGCCAGCCAGGGAAGUACGUAGGUUUAGCAGUCGAGACAGAUCGUGAAAGGCAUAUCAGUGUACGAUUGUGGGAUCUCCUAUGAUAGUAACGGGGGGUGUAGCAUUGGAAUGAUUGAAGUGAGUUGUAAACAGAGUGUGGGUUGGCCGCUGGGCCAAGAUUACUGCUCGAUUGGGCGACUGAUAAAUGUAAUGGUUACGUCGGGUCUGAAGCGAUGUGUGUUCUGUAUCAGGUAUGGACUGUGCUCGAGGAAGGCACAGACCGCCACCGAAGCAUUUCUAUCGAUGUGCUGUGCAAUAUAAAAUAACUA